CUCAACAGUUUUAAUUUCCCCAAAUAAAUCAAGUAUAGAAGAAACCAAGGCAGGUUCUGUCACUGAGAGUCUUAGUCUCUGUCCACUACAAAAGCUCUCUACUUGCUUGUUUUGUUGUAGAUAAAGAGAGCAAAAAGAUGGGUUUUAAUCGUCUUCUUGGAUCCAAUCUCAGAACCCAGCUUCGUUCAUGUACAAAAUAUAUUGCUGCUUCUAGAAGUCCACAGGAGCAUCUCUUUCUGGUUCCCUUUCUGUCCAGGUCCUACAGUACAGGGUCACCUUUGCAAAAGGAAGAACCAAUAACUGAUGAGAAAGUUCUAGGGUUCAAGGGGCAUGAUAUGCUUGCGCCCUUCACAGCUGGGUGGCAGAGUGCUGAUUUGCAUCCUCUGAUUAUAGAAAAGUCUGAGGGUAGCUAUGUUUAUGACAUCAAUGGGAAGAAGUAUCUUGAUGCUCUUGCUGGUCUAUGGUGCACAGCAUUAGGUGGAAAUGAACCUCGCCUAGUUGCUGCUGCAACUCAACAGUUGAAUACCUUGCCAUUUUACCACUCCUUUUGGAAUCGUACUACUAAACCAUCUUUGGACUUGGCAAAAGAACUUCUAGAAACUUUUACAGCUACAAAAAUGGCAAAAGCCUUCUUUACAAAUAGUGGAUCCGAAGCCAAUGAUACUCAGGUGAAGCUAGUUUGGUAUUAUAAUAAUGCACUUGGGCGCCCGGAUAAAAAGAAAUUCAUAGCUCGUCACAAAUCGUACCAUGGUUCAACUUUAAUAGCCGCAAGCCUUUCUGGCCUUACAGCUUUGCAUAAAAAAUUUGAUCUUCCAGUUCCAUUUGUAUUGCACACCGACUGCCCACAUUAUUGGCGCUAUCACCUUCCAGGUGAGACAGAGGAGGAGUUCUCUACCAGAUUGGCCAAUAACUUGGAGAAUCUUAUCCUCAAAGAGGGACCAGACACAAUUGCUGCGUUCAUUGCCGAACCUGUCAUGGGAGCAGGAGGUGUGAUACUUCCCCCUGCAACUUAUUUUGAGAAGGUUCAAGCUGUUGUGAAGAAAUAUGACAUUCUAUUUAUUGCUGAUGAGGUAAUCUGUGCAUUUGGAAGGCUUGGGACAAUGUAUGGGUGUGACAAAUACAACAUCAAACCGGACCUUGUAUCUGUAGCAAAGGCACUUUCUUCUGCUUAUAUGCCAAUAGGUGCUGUUCUUGUGAGUCCAGAAGUUUCAGAUGUCAUACACUCUCAAAGCAACAAGCUUGGUACUUUUUCUCAUGGGUUUACAUAUUCUGGACACCCUGUAUCCUGUGCGGUUGCAAUUGAAGCACUCAAGAUCUACAAGGAACGAAAUAUUGCCGAUCAAGUAAACAGCAUUUCACCAAGGUUUCAAGAUGGCAUAAAAGCCUUCUCUGAUAGUCCCAUUAUAGGGGAGAUACGGGGAACUGGAUUGAUCCUUGGUACAGAAUUUACAGACAACAAGUCACCUAAUGAUCUAUUCCCUCCGGAAUGGGGUGUAGGUGCAUAUUUUGGAGCCCAAUGUGAGAAGCAUGGAAUGUUAGUACGAGUUUCCGGCGAUAGUAUAAUGAUGUCUCCGCCAUUUAUCAUGUCUCCUAAUGAGGUUGACGAGUUAAUAAGCAAAUAUGGGAAAGCACUGAAGGAUACUGAAAACUGGGUGAAGGAGCUCAAGUCUAAGCAGAAAUAAUUUGUAAAUGCAUUAGCCGAUGAUGGUGAAAAAUAUGUACACUUCAUGUAAAGCAAAGACGGUUCCUUUUUGUGUCUUGUGAGAUGAAUGGUAUCUGAAUAAAGCAUCUUUUAACAUUA
Prunus mume (Japanese apricot) is the source of this 1801-nucleotide messenger RNA. RefSeq names its product gamma aminobutyrate transaminase 3, chloroplastic. Gene Ontology annotation, biological process: biotin biosynthetic process. Gene Ontology annotation, molecular function: S-adenosyl-L-methionine:8-amino-7-oxononanoate transaminase activity; pyridoxal phosphate binding. NCBI's taxonomy places the organism in Eukaryota, Viridiplantae, Streptophyta, Magnoliopsida, Rosales, Rosaceae. The record is from RefSeq and is a predicted model, not a curated record.